AUUUGUGUCGUGCAACUAACAAAGCACCAAGCAAAAACACAGAUGGCAUUGGCCGUCCCCCAAAUUUAUGCGCAACGCAAACCGCGCCAACGUUACUAGACUUGCAAGACGACACAAAAUACUUGCAAAGAAAAAUAAGAAAGAUACCCCAUUUGUGCCAUUUUCCUCACACUCUUUGGCGGUUGACAUUUUCCCUUGUACCAACUGACCGAAACCAAUUCCAAUUUGAUUUCCAUUUUCUGGCUUUUGAAUUUUCGUUUCGGUCUCUGCAAAAACCGUCGGGAAUGGCAGCGGCGACUUUGUCUUCCACGGUGUUUGCAAUCUCAACCUCCUGCUCUUCAUCGUCUCUCAAAGCAAGGAACUUCAAGAACUCAGCUAGCUCCUCGUUUUGUUCUCAGAAUCGUCUUCCUUACAAUCCCAUUUCUGCUCGUCCAUCAAUUUCCAGAGUUCGUGCAACUAUUCUGCAAGAAGAUGAAGAGAAAGUGAUAGUGGAGGAAUCCUUUGAAUUCAAGGCUUCUUCUUCCUCAGAUGAAGUGAAAUCAAGCAGUGGGGGCCCAUCAGAGAGUUCGUCUUCAAGUACUUUUGAGAGCUGGGUUAUUAAAUGUGAACAAACCAUCAACAUCUUCCUCACGGAUACAGUCAUAAAGAUACUUGAUACUCUGUACCGUGACCGAGAUUAUGCAAGGUUUUUUGUACUGGAAACCAUUGCAAGGGUUCCUUACUUUGCCUUUAUGUCUGUUUUGCACAUGUAUGAGAGUUUUGGUUGGUGGAGAAGAGCAGAUUAUCUGAAAGUGCAUUUUGCUGAGAGCUGGAAUGAGAUGCACCACUUACUUAUCAUGGAAGAAUUGGGGGGAAAUGCUUGGUGGUUUGACCGCUUUCUUGCUCAGCAUAUUGCGAUCUUCUAUUAUUUUAUGACCGCCUUUAUGUAUACAAUAAGCCCAAGAAUGGCAUAUCACUUCUCUGAAUGUGUAGAGGGCCAUGCAUUUUCAACUUACGACAAGUUUAUCAAGGCCAGAGGAGAGGAUUUGAAAAAGUUGCCUGCUCCUGAGGUUGCUGUAAAAUACUACACUAGCGGUGACUUGUACUUAUUUGAUGAAUUUCAAACUUCCAGACCUCCCAAUUCUCGAAGGCCAAAAAUAGAGAAUUUGUACGACGUGUUUCUGAACAUAAGAGAUGAUGAAGCUGAACAUUGUAAGACGAUGAAGGCCUGCCAGACUCACGGGAACCUGUGGUCUCCUCAUUCCCGUGCAGAAGAAGAAGAUGACGCCCCGUGCGUCGUUCCUCAAACAGACUGUGAAGGUAUUGUAGAUUGUAUAACAAAAUCCGUGACAACAAAGCCAGAAAAUUGAUCAUAUAAGACACAAGAGGGGACGAGGAAAUUAGGUAGAAGUAGUGAAUGGUAUAAGAAAUUUGUUUGUAUACACAAGAAUGAUAUAGAUCCAAAAGAAGCAUUUGGUUAUCCAAUGAAGCUUGCCUUUCUAGUUUCCAUUGGGGGAGAAGGCUUCAAGGCGUGGUUGUUUCACAUUUUUCCAUUUUUUGAACAUGUUUUGUGGGACUAUUAGCUUAGCUAGCAUUAAUAUGUGGUGGCACCCCCCCUACCCUAGCAUAUCUUCUUUUUGGUCUACUCGUCGAGUCGUCGUGACUGAGUGACAUUGACAAUGCCUGCCCAUACUGCUACCUUCUUGCGUUGUUCUAGUGUCGCAAACCGCCUGUAUUUAAAAACCCUAGAAAAUAUCAACAACACUUAUCAGUGA
This is a messenger RNA of Prunus avium (sweet cherry), 1754 nucleotides long. It is a transcript of the gene IM, whose product is annotated as Alternative oxidase family protein. The record is from RefSeq and is a predicted model, not a curated record. Gene Ontology annotation, biological process: alternative respiration; carotenoid biosynthetic process. Gene Ontology annotation, cellular component: mitochondrion; thylakoid. Gene Ontology annotation, molecular function: alternative oxidase activity. NCBI's taxonomy places the organism in Eukaryota, Viridiplantae, Streptophyta, Magnoliopsida, Rosales, Rosaceae.